AUGAAGAGGCCGCUAUUCAGGUGAGGUGCAGGUUCAGUUCAUGUUCUUGAAACCGGCUCUCCUUCCACUUCUUCUCACUUUCUUCUCCCCAUUCUGUCAAAUACAGCCUUUCCAUCUGGGGGAGGAGGGAGUUGGUGGGUGGGGGGUGUUUAUGGUCUCACAUACUUCUUCCGGAGGUGGUGGGCUAUUCAGAGAGCCCGAAAGGCACCAUAGAAUACACGUGUGAGUUGGGCUGACAGUUGUGUUAAGGCGGAGCGAGGAGCCGUUUCACACACCAGCAGAGGACAACCGGCGGGAUUGGACGCAUCACAGAUUAUUCAUUUUCCCAGGCUACUGAGAUUGUGGAUUAAACAGCACCAUGGAUGUACUCGCCUUGGAGGCAAAGAGUGUAAACGGAGCAGAUGCUGAGAAGAAGUCUUCAUCGAGGCCCAAGCCGAAACCUCCCAAAAAGGCCAAAAGGAUUGUUUACUUUGAGGUGGAGAUCGUGGAUUUAAAGACUAAGGAGAAACUGCUGCUGCUGGAUAAAGUGGAGCCAACGGCCACUGUUUUGGAUAUCAAAGCCCUAGUUCACAAAUCAUAUCCAAAGUGGUAUCCAGCCAGACAAUCGCUGCGUUUGGAUCCAAAGGCAAAGUGUCUCAGGGAUGAAGAAAUUCUGCAGACACUUCCUGUGGGAACCACAGCCAGCUUUUACUUCAGGGAUCUGGGACCUCAGCUCACAUGGGGAACGGUGUUCCUGACAGAGUGCGUAGGCCCCCUGAUCAUCUACCUAAUGUUCUACUUCCACCUUCCCUUCAUCUACUCUCCGAAAUACGACUUCACCAGCAGCAAGCACUGGGUCGUACACUUGGCCUGCAUAUGUCACUCCUUUCACUACAUUAAGAGGAUCCUGGAGACAAUGUUUGUCCAUCGCAUCUCCCACGGGACCAUGCCACUCAAAAACAUAUUUAAGAACUGUGGCUAUUACUGGUGCUCUGCAGCUUGGAUGGCGUACUACAUUAACCACCCUCUCUAUACCACACCAUAUUACGGACAGAUGCAGGUGAAUGCAGGACUCUACGUUUUCUUGUUCUGUCAAAUCGGGAAUUUUUCCAUCCAUGUUGCACUUCGUAACCUCAAACCACCAGGUUCAAAAACCAAGAAGAUUCCUUUCCCGACAAAAAAUCCCUUCACGUGGAUGUUCUGGCUCGUGUCUUGUCCGAACUACACAUAUGAGGUGGGCUCCUGGAUCGGCUUCACGGUGAUGACGCAGUGUGUCCCUGUGGCUUUCUUCACCCUUGUGGCCUUCAUCCAGAUGACAGUGUGGGCCAAAGGCAAACACGGCAGCUACUUAAAGGAGUUCAGAGAUUAUCCGACCCUGCGCUCCUCCAUCCUCCCCUUCAUCCUGUAGAGCCUGGCAGAUCAAACCCCGCUGUCUGCCCACAUCCUUCCCUUUUCUUUUUUAUAAAAAGGACCGUUUCCACACUGGAUGUCAGAAAGUGUGCUGAGGUCGACAGGAUUUUGGUCAUAUGGACUCCAUGUGACUGGUUGUUUUUUUUUACAUGAAACUCCAUAGCAAGGAUUGUCGGACAGGUGAAGGCAGGACUGUUAAGAGGCGGAGGGAGCAAUGUGAGUUAAAUACAGCAAAGUCUUAAUAUAAUGUUGUAGGUUAUCUUGAAAAGCGAGAAGAUGAAACAAAUAUUUUGCUACUUGUGCCGCUAUGUAUUUUGCUUUACUGUUGCAUUGAGUGCCAUUUAGUUUCACAUUAUGUUCGUGGAUUACUUUUUGUGGUCUCUGGCAGCGUGAUGAGUGGUUUCCCACAGAGCUGUGCAACCAAGAGACUAAUCUGCAUUGCCAAACUAGUGUGCAGCCUGGAGCUGACAACUCAUGCAGCGCUCUAACGAUGCAAGUGACAAUUAAGCUUCAGCCGAGGGCGAGGAAAAAUAUUUUUUUGUCUGUACGUGGAUCAAAAGUAAAAAAAAAGAAAAACUGCGAACAGCAUGAACACUUACAAAAAUAUACCUCUUACUAGAUAAGAUGAUGAUGGUGCAUAAAGAGAAAGGAGACGGUUUCCCAGUGUUUCAUAUUCAGUAUGUUCAGACCUUUUAUUUCAUUUGUGUACUAGUUGAAGAGUUGUGCAGCAACAGAGAUGGACUGUCAUUUCGGAUUUGAUAAGGACAAAUGAUUGUUUGCUAUUCCAUCUCCACUGAACGGAAUUUAUAGAACGCUGCAACGGCUGAACCUUCAAAUUAAAAUAAGUUUUAUUUUAUUUGACUAAAUGUCCUGCUACAAGUUUCCUUUAAGGAGAGUAUUCAGUGGCAACAAAACUUUUACCUGCAGUGAAAAGUUUGUUUACAAUAUUUGACCCUCUCAAGGAAACAAAUGAUUUUAGUCCUUAUUAAUAACCAAGUUAAUAAACAGAAAAGAAGUGACUGAA
Messenger RNA from Gasterosteus aculeatus aculeatus (three-spined stickleback), 2413 nucleotides. NCBI's taxonomy places the organism in Eukaryota, Metazoa, Chordata, Actinopteri, Perciformes, Gasterosteidae. The record is from RefSeq and is a predicted model, not a curated record.